GAAUAUGGCCCGAAAUGAAGGUAGAUUGAUAAUUAUAACGGCAAUAGCCGGAGUGACAAUAUUGGCUGCGGCACUAGUCACCAUGGCUCUGGAUCCUAUACAGCUUUUAAUCAAUUAUAAUACCCGCGUCACCAACAAUUCAUUUAUGUUCAAUAUGUUCCAAAAAGAGGUGGAAGGUGCCCAUUUGUCUUUAUAUGUAUUUAAUGUGACCAACGCUCAGGAGUUCAUGUCGGGAGAAGAUCACAGUUUAAACGUACAAGAAGUUGGACCGUUUACUUACGCAGAAAUAAGGCAGAACAUUGAUAUAGAUCUGGACGAAGAAGCCGGUGAGCUGGAGUUCACGCCGAACAUGAAGCUUCGCUUUGUGCCCGAGCAGUCGGUGGCCAGACCUGAAGAUGUUAUCGUCACUGUGCCCAAUCUGGCUCUGUUGAGUGUGGCUUCAUUGGUGAGCUCCUUACCGUUCUUCAUUAGGAAUACAUUUAAACUGCUGUUCUCCACCCUCAACUGCAAGUCCAUAACGACCAUCGAUGUAUACAGCUUUCUAUGGGGAUACAGUGACCCUCUGAUCUCGCAAGCCUACAACAUUGUCCCUGGAAUCGUCUACUUUGAUAAAUUCGGGAUCAUGGACAGACUCUACGACAACAAGACCAUUUACAGAAUGAGGGUGGGAAUCCGUGAUGAAGACAGGUUCAGCAUAAAAACUCUAAAGAAAUACAUGAAAAGCGAUAACUGGAUGAAUGAAAGAGCUCUAGAAAGCUACAAAUACAAGAACACAUACGAGGGAGCAGCCUAUCCACCUGGGCUCAAUGUGGAGACUCCGAUCAACAUCUACCGGCUGGGAGUCUGCAGAGAACUGAAUCUUGAGUUCCACGGAACCAAGAACAUGGAAUAUGGAGGCGAUGCCUGGAUAUACAGAAUCAGUAAUGAAACAUUUAACAGGGAUUGUGCCGCAGGGGUCUGUGGGAUGAUGGACCUUUCUAGUUGUACUUACGGUAUUCCUAUAACGAUGUCCAGGACCCACUUCCUCGAGACAGACCCGAAGAUAUAUGAGCGCAUCAAGGGCAUCAAUCCAGAUCCUAGUAAACAUGAUAGUCACUUUCUAUUAGAGCCUAACAUUGGGAUAUCGCUCUCGACAUCGCUGUCGCUACAAAUGAAUAUGAACUUGGCUGAUUUGAGGUUUAGUGAUAAAACUGAAAUGUUUUCCGACUUGGUUCUGCCGGUUGCUUAUAUAAAAGUUGUCCAACAAGAUGUUUUUGACGCGCUUUACGGAAUUCUGAGAACCAUUCACGUAACGGCGCCGAUCACAUUAAUAUCAAUUGAAGUGACAAUGUUCCUAAUUGCAGUAGCUAUUUUGGCGUAUUCCGGACUAUUGCUGUACAGAAGAAGUAAAUGUAAAGCCAAGAAAAAGGCUUAUGCCAAGUUAAAUUUAAGACAAAACCUACCUUUAAUACAGUGUCAACUUACAAAGACGUAAUUAAAAAAAUUGUCAUCGUUCAGUCUUAGGGAAUUUUUCACGAC
Messenger RNA from Bombyx mori (domestic silkworm), 1518 nucleotides. RefSeq names its product scavenger receptor class B member 1-like (gene SCRB12). Gene Ontology annotation, molecular function: scavenger receptor activity. Lineage: Eukaryota; Metazoa; Arthropoda; Insecta; Lepidoptera; Bombycidae. The record is from RefSeq and is marked provisional. Gene Ontology annotation, cellular component: membrane; cytoplasm.